CCCAUUGCACAUACCUAAUAAAAAUAAUAACUAUGAGAACAAACUAAUUCAUUUGUUACUUUUUGUGUUGGUUUUUGAGUUUUCGACAAGAUUUAGAAGUUAGAAUGUCGGUUAGCGCAAGUGCAGAAAAUCUUUCGACUGAUGCACAGCAGAGUUGUGAUGGAGGCUCCAUGUGCCUUGAGUUGGCACUAGAGGGCGAGCGGCUUUGUAAGGCAGGCGACUGUCGAGCUGGGGUCGCGUUUUUUCAAGCAGCCAUACAAGCUGGCACGGAUGACCUGCGUACGCUCUCCGCCAUCUACAGUCAACUCGGAAAUGCCUACUUUUAUCUAGGAGACUACAACAAAGCUAUGCAGUACCACAAGCACGACUUAACUUUAGCUAGAACAAUGAACGACAAACUUGGCGAAGCCAAAGCCUCGGGUAACCUUGGUAACACUUUAAAAGUGAUGGGGAAAUUUGCUGAAGCAAUACAGUGUUGUAAGAGGCACUUGGAGAUAUCUCGCCAACUUGGCGACAAAUUAAGUGAAGGGCGUGCUUUGUACAACCUGGGCAACGUGUAUCAUGCUCAGGGCAAACAGCUGGGGAGAGUUGGCCAGAACGAUCCUGGACACUUCCCACAAGAAGUCAGAGAGUGCUUGAUGCAAGCAGUUGCUUAUUAUGAAGAGAAUCUCGAGCUAAUGCGAAGCCUUGGGGAUCGCCAAGCAAUGGGUCGAGCAUGCGGCAACCUGGGAAAUACUUGUUAUCUUUUGGGGGAUUUUGCUCGAGCUAUCCGCUAUCACACCGAACGACUGCAAAUAGCGCAGGAGUUUGGCGACAAAUCAGCUGAAAGACGCGCUAACAGCAACCUCGGGAACUCACACAUUUUCCUUGGACAGUUUGAGAAUGCCGCUGAACAUUAUAAACGCACAUUGGCAUUAGCUGAAGAGUUGGGUGACGCUGCAGUGGAAGCUCAAGCUUGCUACUCUCUCGGGAAUACUUACACAUUAUUACGGGAAUAUCGCAUCGCUGAGGAGUACCACGCAAGGCACCUGGCAGCGGCAAGAAAACUGCAGGAUCGUGUUGGGGAAGGCAGAGCCUGCUGGUCCUUGGGCAACGCCCACGCCGCUCUUGGCAAUCAUGAGAAAGCACUAUAUUUUGCCAGUGAACAUUACAAUAUUUCUAAAGAGUUGGGCGAUGUCCUCGGCAUGGCGACUGCCCAGAUGAACAUUAGUGACCUUCGUAAAGUGCUCGGCUGGCCUGUAGAGGCUGAUAGUCCACCGGCACCCGUUGUAGACACUGAUAUCGAUAAAAUUCCCGCCACGCCUUUCAAUGCACUGCGAGUGAGGCGGCAGAGCAUGGAACAACUGUCUUUAAUACAGAUUACGCCAGAUGCCAAAAAGAAAGAAGCUGAAGAAGCAGAGCCGAAGAAACCAGAGUUCACUAAAUCAGAAUCUGAAGAGAACCCUGAAUCCUUCUUUGACUUGCUAAGCAGAUGUCAGUCGGAGCGCAUGGAUGAGCAACGCGCAACUCUCAAUGCAAAUAAAGAAAAUAGGCCUAAGCCCAAAAUAGUCAACAAGUUACAGAGAUCUGCUAGUAGUGGAGCUAAAAACACCAGGUAUGGAAUGCGAGCUGAUAAAGCGUUGGAGCAGAGCCGGGUAGAAUUCUUAUGCAUUGAGGAGCUGCGAGCAUGCGAAGCAUUCUUGCAGGAUGUGAAUGCUGGCAGGGUGCAGGCUGAGGCAGCUAUUAUUUCUGCCAAAGCAGAUGAUCUGCAUGCUCAAUCCAUAGCUGCCAUUUGCAAAGCAAUUACCGAGUUGGUUGUGGCCCACAGUUAA
Molecule: messenger RNA, 1811 nt
Organism: Hyposmocoma kahamanoa
Lineage: Eukaryota; Metazoa; Arthropoda; Insecta; Lepidoptera; Cosmopterigidae
Gene: pins
Product: G-protein-signaling modulator 2
Exons: 9
Coding region: 105-1811 (568 amino acids)
Molecular function (GO): GTPase regulator activity; identical protein binding
Source: RefSeq, a predicted model, not a curated record